Messenger RNA from Pseudocercospora fijiensis CIRAD86, 1257 nucleotides. RefSeq lists its product as uncharacterized. Lineage: Eukaryota; Fungi; Ascomycota; Dothideomycetes; Mycosphaerellales; Mycosphaerellaceae. Bases 1 to 1257 code for a protein of 418 amino acids. Gene Ontology annotation, cellular component: nucleus; cytoplasm. The transcript is spliced from 4 exons. Gene Ontology annotation, molecular function: tRNA-specific adenosine-34 deaminase activity. The record is from RefSeq and is a predicted model, not a curated record.
AUGGUACAUCUCAAGACCAAAGAAGAAUGUCGCCUCGGCAACGAGACAAUCCAAGUCUGGACCGUUGAGCUGCCUAGUAAGCAUGCCGAAGGAAUCCUGAAGGUGAUCAAAGACAAUGUUCCUGCGCAAGAUUCGAUCGACCUCCAGCACCUGCGUCGCUUUGCAAAACCAAAGUUCCUGCCAGAACAUUACUCGAAUCCCUCCAAAUCGCGACAUAAUGGACGUCCACCAACCCUUCAUCUGUUGAUCUGUCCGACGAGGAUUAUGAGUCUCCAGGACCUCCACGGCAUCUUGAAGGAGCACACCCCCUUUGCCUCGUCGCCUGACUCUUGGGCAUAUCCGCUGGAGAUAAAGGAAAUCACCGUCCCUCUUCUCGCACCUACCAGCGUGCCACAAGCAAAUGAGUGGUCGGCCCAUUACUGGCCAACGUUUUACAGGAAGACCAAUCCAUUCGGAGCGCAUCCUGCCAGCAUCGAGAAGGCAGAGGCUGAGCUACAACAGCCAGAAGAGGACAACAUCGGAGUUGAGGAAGCACUUGCACUUGCCGCCAAAGUCGGAGAUGACAAUCGGCGUCGUGGGCUCGGUUCAGGCACAGGCUGUGUCAUCGUGGAACGUGUCGAGGGUAGCACCAAUAUCAUUGCCGUUGCCGGUGACGCACGCUACAAACCUCAGGCACACCAGUUUGGCGAGACUGACAAUGACACCUGCUGCAGAGGCAACAUGAUGGGCCACGCGGUGAUGCGCGCCGUCGGCAUGGUCGGACGCAAGCGUUUACGCUGUCUCGCCGUGGACGAAGAAGCCCGUGACGCCUUCUUCAACGACCUGCCAAUCAGUCAGCUCGAAGAACAGUACUUCAGGGAGGACAACCUGAAACCCGAUGGCUACCUCUGCCUCCGGCUGGAGAUAUUCCUCACGCACGAGCCCUGCAUAAUGUGCUCGAUGGCUCUUGUGCACAGCCGUGUCGGACGUGUCAUCUUCAAAGAGCGGAUGCCAAAGACGGGAGGCUUGACGGCCGAAAUGACUAGAAACGAUUCCGGUCCUGUCGGUCUUGGGUAUGGGAUGUGUUGGCGAAAGGAGCUGAAUUGGCAAUUCAUGUGCUGGGAAUACAUCCCAACGACUGAAGCAGGCACUGUCACCAGAGAGGGCGGCAGCAAAGAUCUCAAGGAUGAGAAGUACAACCCUGAAGCGAAAAAUACUUUGGAAGAUGUUAUGAGUGCUAAUGUUACUUUGAGCAGCUUUGCAAGCAUGCAUGUGUAG